Paramormyrops kingsleyae is the source of this 3014-nucleotide messenger RNA. RefSeq names its product phosphodiesterase 6C, cGMP-specific, cone, alpha prime (gene pde6c). NCBI's taxonomy places the organism in Eukaryota, Metazoa, Chordata, Actinopteri, Osteoglossiformes, Mormyridae. Gene Ontology annotation, biological process: signal transduction. Gene Ontology annotation, molecular function: 3',5'-cyclic-nucleotide phosphodiesterase activity; protein binding. The record is from RefSeq and is a predicted model, not a curated record.
AUGGCCGACAAAGACAGCGUGGAGACGUACCUGGAGAACAAUCCCCAGUUUGCCAAAGAGUACUUCGACCGGAAGUUGCGGCUGGAGGUGCUGACGGCGGCCUUCACCGACAAGCUGGAGGUCAAAGAUGCUGCCUCGUUCAGAGAUCUCACCCUGGUGCAGGAGGCGGAUCUCAUUUUCGACCUGGUCAAGGAACUGCAGAGGUCUAGCUGCAUGGAGAAAUCAAUGCACAAGAUCCUACAAAGGAUCUGCCUCUUACUGAAUGCCGACAGGUGCAGCAUGUUCAUGUGCCGGGCCCGCAACGGGACACCAGAGCUGACCACCGUGCUCUUCAACGUCACCCCUACCUCCCAGUUCGAGCAUAACCUUGUGAACCCGAACUCUGAGAUAGUCUUCCCUUAUGACAUUGGCAUUGUGGGCUAUACGGCACACUCCAAGAAGAUGUGCAACAUCCCAGACGUGAAACAGAACCCUUACUUUAGCGACUUUGUGGACAAGCAGACCGGAUACGUCACGAAAAACAUGCUUACGUGCCCAAUCAUGAGCGAGAAGGAGCCUCUCGCCAUCAUCAUGGCCAUAAACAAAAUGGGCGCAAACGAAUUCUCCAAACAAGAUGAGGAGCUCUUCAAAAAAUACCUGGAUUUUGCUACAGUUGUCACACUGCAGCACUACACCGCCUACAUGUGGAACGUGGAGUCCAGGAGAAGUCAGGUGUUACUCUGGUCUGCCAGCAAAGUGUUUGAAGAACUGACGGAUAUCGAGCGACAGUUUCACAAAGCGCUAUACACCGUGAGAACUUACCUCCAAUGUGAACGAUACUCCGUUGCUCUCCUGGAUAUGACCAAAGAGAAGGAAUUCUACGAUGAAUGGCCAGUCCGGCUCGGAGAUGUAGAGCCGUACAAGGGCCCCAAAACUCCAGAUGGCAGAGAAGUGAACUUCUACAAAAUCAUUGAUUACCUUUUAGAAGGAAAAGAAGAAAUUAAAGUUAUACCGGCUCCUCCAGCGGACCACUGGGCCCUUGUCAGUGGCCUCCCUACGUACGUUGCAGAAAAUGGCUUUAUCUGUAACAUGAUGAAUGCCCCAGCAGAUGAAUACUUCACUUUCCAGAAAGAGGCCGUGGAUGACUCAGGCUGGAAGAUUAAGAAUGUACUGUCACUUCCUAUAGUCAACAAGAAGGAGGAAAUAGUGGGCAUAGCCACCUUUUACAACCGAAAGGACGGCAAGCCAUUCGAUGAGUAUGAUGAACAGAUCACCGAGGCCCUCACACAGUUCUUGGGUUGGUCUGUCCUAAACUGCGACACCUAUGACAAAAUGAACAAACUGGAGAACAGGAAGGACAUUGCACAGGAAAUGCUCAUGUACCAGACAAAGUGCACGAAGAGUGAGCUGCAGUCCAUUCUGAACACAAAGGAGAAGUUUGACAAAGAGCCGGAGGAGUGUGAUCAGAAGGAAAUGUAUAAACUUCUGCGGUCAAAUAUUCCAGAGUGUAAAGAUGUGGAAUUACUGGAGUUCCAUUUCAGCGACUUCCCGGUGUCUGAACAUGACCUAAUCAAGUGUGGGAUUCGAUGUUUCUUUGAGCUGAAUGUUGUGGAGAAGUUUAAAGUCCCUGCAGAUGUUUUGACACGAUGGAUGUACACUGUGCGUAAAGGAUAUCGUGACAUUACCUAUCACAACUGGAGACACGGGUUCAACGUGGGCCAGACAAUGUUCUGCCUGCUACAGACUGGACGUCUGAGGAAAUAUUACUCUGACCUUGAUGCAUUUGCAAUGGUGGCGGCUGCGUUUUGCCAUGAUAUUGAUCACAGAGGAACCAAUAAUCUCUACCAAACUAAGAGUGCAUCUCCACUGGCCAAACUACAUGGAUCGUCCAUUAUGGAGAGACACCAUCUUGAGUAUAGUAAGACACUAAUGGCAGAUGAGAGUCUGAACAUCUUCCAGAACCUUCAGAAGCGUCAAUUUGAGAAUGUGCUACAUUUAUUCGAUGUUUGUAUUAUUGCAACGGACUUGGCUCUGUACUUCAAGAAAAGAACAUUGUUCCAAAAAAUCGUCGAUGCAACAGAGCCAAUGACGGAUGAGAAAGAGGCCAUCAAUUAUGUUGCCAACAACCCCGUCAGGAAGGAAGUCAUCAUGGCAAUGAUGAUGACUGGCUGUGAUCUCUCUGCCAUCACAAAACCAUGGGAAGUCCAGAGCAAAGUGGCUCUCAUGGUGGCAGCUGAAUUCUGGGAGCAGGGUGACCUGGAAAGGACAGUCCUUGACCAGCAGCCAAUUCCAAUGAUGGAUCGCAACAAGGCUGAUGAGCUUCCAAAAAUGCAAUGUGGUUUCAUUGACUUUGUUUGCACCUUUGUAUACAAGGAAUUCUCCAGAUUCCACAAAGAAAUCACGCCAAUGUUUGCCGGCCUGAACAAUAACAGGAUGCACUGGAAGGAGCUUGCUGACAUUUACCAAGCAAAGGUCGACACCCUUGAGGCAGAGAAGAAGAAGUCUGAAGAAGAGGAGGCGAAAAAGGCUGGUGGAAGCUCUGGAGGAGGAGGACGGGGAGGAGGAGAUGGGAAGUCCAAGACCUGCACCAUAUUUUAGACCUUCAUCCAACGUUUCCCUGACUAAUGUACAGAUCCCUGGGUGACGUCCAGAAGGGUAAAUGAGUGCAGCUGCCCCCCCCCCCCAUGAUGCAUCUCCUCUUUAUCCUCCUCCUCACACUUCUGUGAUGCUUGGUAAGCCAUUCUUUGUGGACCAAAGAACUAACGUUCUACUUAAACCUGUGAAGCAUCAGCAUUAAGACAAUUGACCCUGUUAGAAUAGCACAAUAGUCCCUGAUAAUUUAAAAAAAAACAAAAAACAACAGAACAUGCAAAAAUAAUGCUUAUUUUUUAAUCCACCAAGCCAUUGCAGCACUUAGUUCUUCAAUCUGCAUCAUUAACUAGUAAUAUUAUUGCUCCUUACAAAGUCUUGUAACGGACACUGAGUUCUUUAUUUUUGAAGCUAAGCUAUGCUAACACGUUCUUGAAUAGUUGAGG